Molecule: messenger RNA, 1826 nt
Organism: Puntigrus tetrazona (Sumatra barb)
Lineage: Eukaryota; Metazoa; Chordata; Actinopteri; Cypriniformes; Cyprinidae
Gene: samm50
Product: SAMM50 sorting and assembly machinery component
Exons: 15
Coding region: 131-1540 (469 amino acids)
Biological process (GO): mitochondrial respiratory chain complex assembly; protein insertion into mitochondrial outer membrane
Cellular component (GO): outer membrane; SAM complex
Source: RefSeq, a predicted model, not a curated record
AUCAAGUGUCAUGGCGGCCACCGGGAGAUUGUUGUAGUGUGCCAGAGACAGACAGCGGAUUGUUCUGUAUUAAACUGAACUGUAUUCAUUAUAAUAUCGGGGAAAUUUGAAUGUAAAACGUCUUUUAAACAUGGGGACCGUGCAUGCCAGGAGUCUGGACCCCCUUCCUAUGCAAGGACCUGAGCUGGGGGUGCAAGCAGAUGACAUGGACCUGGGAGAACCAGAGCAUGAAGAGAAACAGGAAGUUCUUGAAAAUAAAGACGUUGUAGUACAACAUGUGCACAUUGAUGGUCUUGGAAGAACAAAAGAAGAUCUUCUAACUUAUGAGAUUGCAGAUGUUUUCCGUGCCAAAAACUUGAUUGAUGUAAUGAAGAAGUCCCAUGAGGCCAGACAGAAACUUUUGCGUCUGGGGAUAUUCAGACAUGUGGAAGUUGUCAUUGACACUGCUGAAGGUGCUGAUGCUCUGCCGAAUGGACUAGAUGUGACUUUCGAGGUGAAGGAGUUGAGAAGAAUGACGGGAAGUUACAACACUAUGGUUGGGAACAACGAGGGAAGCAUGGUGCUGGGUCUGAAAUUGCCUAAUGUUUUUGGCCGUGCAGAGAAGCUGACCUUCCAAUUCUCUUAUGGGACUAAGGAAACCUCAUAUGGCUUGUCAUUCUUCAAGCCCCAGCCUGGACACUUUGAGCGCAACUUCGCCAUUAACUUGUAUAAAGUCACGGGCCAGUUCCCAUGGAGCUCACUCAGAGAAACGGACAGAGGUGUCUCCACAGAGUUCAGUUUCCCCAUCUGGAGGACAAAUCACACUUUGAAGUGGGAGGGUGUGUGGAGAGAGCUGGGCUGUUUGGCUCGUACGGCUUCCUUCGCUGUCAGGGAGGAGAGUGGCCAUUCCCUGAAGUCCUCACUUUCCCAUGCAAUGGUCAUCGACACGCGCAAUUCUACCAUUCUUCCAAGAAAAGGUGCCUUAUUUAAGAUCAACCAGGAACUGGCAGGUUACACUGGAGGAGAUGUCAGUUUCCUGAAGGAAGACUUCGAGAUUCAGCUCAACAAGACUCUGUUCUGGGAUUCGGUGCUCUCUACCUCUCUGUGGGGUGGGAUGUUGUUGCCUCUUGGUAACAAACCCUCGUGUAUUGCUGACAGGUUCUAUCUGGGUGGUCCCACCAGUGUGAGGGGCUUUAGCAUGUACAGCAUCGGCCCUCAGAGUGAAGGCGAUUAUCUCGGUGGAGAGGCAUAUUGGGCUGGAGGGCUUCAUCUGUACACCCCUCUCCCAUUCAGGCCAGGCAGAGGCGGCUUCGGAGACCUUUUCAGAACACAUUUCUUCCUUAAUGCCGGAAACCUGUGUAACCUCAACUAUGGGGAAGGACCCCGGGCACACCUGAGCAAGCUGGCCGAAUGUAUCCGCUGGUCUUAUGGAGCGGGUAUUGUGUUGCGUCUAGGGAACAUCGCUCGGCUGGAGCUCAACUAUUGCAUUCCCAUGGGUGUCCAGAGCGGAGACAGGAUAUGUGAUGGAGUUCAGUUCGGGGCUGGAAUCCGGUUCCUGUGAUACCGCGAGUCACGUUUUAAAACAAAGAAGCAUUUCUGUCACUUUGUAUUUGUGAUACGAUUCCAUUUCCAGCUGCACAGUCAUGCAAUGAAUGUUGCCUAAUUUUUGGUGAACAUGCUAGGAAAAUUGUCUAAAACCAAAAAGCUGUUAAGAAACAGUCGCCCAUUUUAAAGUUAUUGGCACUUCCCUUUAGCAGGGAAUAUAUCGGACAUCAGUGCUCUUAUUGUCAUAUUUAUUUGUCAGAGCAGUCAGUGUUCAAUAAAAAAAAUUAUGUUUCUGGCCUUUA